UUUCGAGACAUAUACCAAGCAGAUUCUGAAGGAUGGGAAUUGUCAAAAGAUCUGAGAAGUCAUCUUGGACAUUUAGAAUCAGAACUUCAGUUUCUAAGUACGCUUACUGGCCUCAGUAUAAGACAUUACUCCAAGAAGACAGAGGACCUAACGAGCACUGAGAUGACAGAAAAGUGUAUAAAGAAAGUUCUGCAGAGACACAGAUUAUCCGGAAAUUGCCACAUGAUUACGUUUCAACUUGAAUUUCAGCUUCUGGAAAUCCAGAAUGAGGAGAGUUUAUCUUCUGUUAUUACUGACCUCAGCAUAAUAAUGGAACCCACCAAAUAUUCCGAAUUAAGUGAAUUUGUGUCUAGAGCAGAAGAAAAAAGAGAUCUGUUUAUGUUUUUCCGAAGCCUACACUGCUUUGUGGAAUGGUGUGAAUAUCGUAAGCGCACAUUUAAACGUUUCAAGGAAAAGUACCCAGAGACUGUGCACCUUUCAGAGGGGGCCUCCUCCAGCUGCAUGGGCAUCAGGACACUCAGCCGACCAGGGUUUGAACUAGUAAUUGUUUGGAGGAUACAAAUAGACGAAGAAGGGAAGGUUUUGCCAAAGCUGGAUCUUUUCACCAAAGUGCCGCUGCAAGCCCUGGAACUGGACAAGAACGGAGUCAUAGAAACUGCUCCUCUCAGCUUCCGAACCCUAACUGGGCAUGCUGGGCAUUGAAGCCACUCUGGAAAGUCUGAUUAAAUCACUUCACACAGAGGCAAGCAACUAGUUCCCAAACAGUGAACAACUACACGUAGAAGUAAGGUGCUGCACCUGGAGGCAUGUGAUUUUAUUGAAUAUAAAAAUUUGCUCUUUUCCACUUAGAAACCUUACCUCUAGAACAUGUUUAUACAGUUACGGCACAUUAUAUAUAAGUUGUCAGGACAUGAAAAAUAAAUACAGUUAUUUAAAUU
This is a messenger RNA of Kogia breviceps (pygmy sperm whale), 938 nucleotides long. NCBI's taxonomy places the organism in Eukaryota, Metazoa, Chordata, Mammalia, Artiodactyla, Physeteridae. The record is from RefSeq and is a predicted model, not a curated record.